AUGGCUCGGAAGAAAGUGACAUGCUUCUCGGUUCAGCUGUACAUACUGUUGAGCAUUAUCGUGGGUACAAUUUACUUUCAUCACGUUAAAGAGUCUGAUUUCAAGCCUAACCGUUACUACACGUGCACCGCCGAGAAUACGAAGCUCAAGGACUACAAGUUUGGCAGCCAGUUCCGUCUCGAUGUCACCAAAAAUCGUCGAAGAGCACUGACGUCGCCGAUACCUCCAAGUGAGCAGUAUGUAAAUCAGAGUGCUCCGAUCGCACUGCAAGGAACAACACAUAAGUUGCAUUGUCUCUUCAGUGGAUUGUAA
Messenger RNA from Gongylonema pulchrum, 312 nucleotides. The record is from the annotation of a GenBank genome assembly. Lineage: Eukaryota; Metazoa; Nematoda; Chromadorea; Rhabditida; Gongylonematidae.